GUAGAUUUAUUAUAUGUACCAUCUUCUAUAUAUUUUGCAGUCAGCUACCCAAGUCCUCUCGUCUCUUUCGUAUGCACAAGUCUAUAAUAACACCCCGAAAAUGGAAGCGCAAACGAUGAAGAAGCCGAUAAAUAUUAAAAUGGAUUCCGAAAAAACAGCUGACAAAGAAGAACAAGAUGGGAAAAACAAAACAAUUGUGCACUCCUACGGCAGUCAUGUAGACGAGGAAGAAGAGCGCAAAAUUGAGUGUAUGAGAAAGCUUGUCGAAAAGCAUGAUCCAUCCGUUAAGGAAGUAGACAAUCCUACACUGAGAAGGUUCCUGCGAGCGAGAGAUCAGGACAUCGAAAAAGCGAGUGCAAUGUUUGUAAAAUAUUUGAAGUGGAAACAAACGUUUAUUCCAAAAGGGAGCGUUUCGGAAUCAGAGAUAUCAAAUCAUUUGGCGCAAAACAAGCAGUUUCUACAGGGAGUUGAUAAACAAGGACGCCCCAUCACUGUGUUGUUCGGAGGCAGACAUUUACCUAAAAAGAUACCAGAUGGUGGUGUAGAAGAACUCAAGCGUUUCAUGGUUUUUGCGCUUGGAAAAAUAUGCUCCAGGAUGGCAGCAGGACAGGAGAAGUUCGUAGUAAUAGCUGAUCUUCAGGGCUGGGGAUAUUGUAACAGCGACGUCCGGGGUUGCAUUGCUGCCCUCACCCUUUUGCAGGAUUACUACCCGGAGAGACUGGGGAAAUUGCUGAUAGUCCAUGUGCCUUGCAUCUUCAUGACUGUGUGGAAGCUCAUCUAUCCCUUCAUCGACAACAAUACCAAGAAAAAACUGGUGUUUGUGGAAAACAAGCGACUGAAAGAGACACUAAUGGAAGACAUUGAUGAGAGCCAGCUCCCAGCUAUCUACGGAGGCAAAUUGCCGUUGGUUCCUAUCCAACAUGCCUGAUCGAAGGACUGUGAUUGCUCUUUACAACUCCUUUCCGGUUCCAACAUCUAUCAGGCUUGCUUUUAUUUUAGUGUUCACUCCUGUCCUGUGUAGUUCUGUAAAUGGAUCGGAGAACCGGUAUGACCCUGUGUAAUUAUGUGAAUGAAUCGGAAAUCCGGUCCGAUCCACUCGUGUCAACUGUCAUCCUAUGCGAGUAGCAAUUUUUUUUUUUUUUUUACAAAGAGUAAUUAAAUUUCUUGCGGGUUCAAAAACAGUCAGAGAUUGUUUAUCAGAUACUAGAUCACGUGGCA
Molecule: messenger RNA, 1218 nt
Organism: Daucus carota subsp. sativus
Lineage: Eukaryota; Viridiplantae; Streptophyta; Magnoliopsida; Apiales; Apiaceae
Product: CRAL-TRIO domain-containing protein YKL091C
Exons: 6
Coding region: 14-928 (304 amino acids)
Source: RefSeq, a predicted model, not a curated record